Paramecium sonneborni is the source of this 1066-nucleotide messenger RNA. The record is from the annotation of a GenBank genome assembly. Lineage: Eukaryota; Ciliophora; Oligohymenophorea; Peniculida; Parameciidae.
AUGGAUUUACUCAAUCUUGUUUAAUUGGCAAUAGAUAUUUCAUUAGCAAGAGAUAACUAUUGUGAAGAAAUAAAAAAAUUACGAAUAAAUUUAGAAGUAUUCUGUCAUAUAUUGAAAUAACUUGAUGAUUCUAAUUGUCCUAAUUAAUUUUUAAAAGAAGCUGAAUAAGAAUUGUAAAAGACAUAUGAUUGGCUUAAAAAUCUACCUUAAGAAGUGAGCAUGUAAUUAUAAUAAAUUCAAUAUGAUAGAUUGGAUAGUGUUAAGUUUUAAAUACCUUAUAAUAAUAAGGUAGAGUAAAUUAAAGAGAAAUGUAAUUCAAUACAAUAAUUAAUUACUUUGUCAACAGCUUUAAAUGUAAUUAAAAAAUCCACUUCAUAAAUUGCAUCUAAUCCAAAACCACCUUAAACUAUUUAAGCAACUGUUACUUAAGUUGAUGAUAUAUAUAUUAAUGAGAAACCAGAUAAAUAUAUAUUGUUAUAAGUUAUUUCUGAUGAACAUACUAAAACUAUAUUUAGAAAACAUGGAGUAAAUUUACAGAAUAAGCAUGCUAUUCAUUUUAAAGAUGAUGAAAAUGAAAUUGUUGUAUGUAAAAUAUCAAGAUAAGAUUAUUCUUUACUUAAAGAUGAUAUUUAAUAAAUUAACACAAUUUCAUAAGAUCAUGCAUAAAUCAUAUGUAAAAAGAUAGAUAAAAUAAGUAAAUAUCCAGAAAUACCUAAAUUUGAUGAUAAUAAUGAUUAAUAAGAGUAAAAAAUUGAUAUUUUAUAAUUAUUAGUGUAUUUUACUCAUUGGAUGAUAACGUAAAAGAGAUUUCUAAAAAUAUGAUAGAUGAAGUAUAAUAUGAAUUCUAUUUAAAAAUUACAGGUCGUUUAGGUGUCUUUUUAUAUAGAAAGAAAGAAAAUAUAACUGAUUUUGGUAAAUUGAUAUAACCUGAUACUUGGGCAAAUAGGAUAUAAAAUACAACAAUAAGAUUAGAAGAGAAUGAUAAAUUUGCAAUUUUAAUGAAGAAACCUGAAUAUAAGGUACCAUUGAUAGCUUAUUCAAUAACUUAUAAUUUAUGAUGGAUGAU